Messenger RNA from Microbotryum saponariae, 10616 nucleotides. The record is from the annotation of a GenBank genome assembly. Lineage: Eukaryota; Fungi; Basidiomycota; Microbotryomycetes; Microbotryales; Microbotryaceae.
AUGAACAAACCAGGCAGUAUGAAUGCAACCUGGCAAAGGUGAGUCAUACAUAUCAUACUGCCAUCUCCUUCCGUACCAUCUACCCCUGCGCCGGUCGAAAGCCCAACCCCCUCCGUGUUCCCCCCACACAAGAAGUGCCUGAUGCGUCGAUGCGAGCUCACGAUCGGACCAUCUCCCGCUGACGCUCGCUCGGUCUCGCCCGAUUGCCCGCUCCCACUCCAGCCUGACGACCUUGUUCAAGGGCGCGGACGAGACACGAUCAUGGACGAGCUUGGUCGUCACCGUCGUCGCGGUGCUGCUGACGUUGAGGGUGCUGCUGCACGUUCUGCUCGCGCUGUUCGUGCCUCGACUUCGGAUUCGCACCGUGUCCGCGCUCGGCCUCGGCAGCUUUGAAUGGCACGACGCGUCCGGCGUCGUCAUCACCGUCGAACGCUUCGCAUGGUCCAUCGUCGGCACCAACACCUCCAAAAAAGGCUGGUUCAUCCUCAGGCUCGUUGGCGUCGAGGUGCGCAUCCCAAAGCGCAUCGUCAUCGAGCCGCCUCCGCCACGUCCACCGCGAAACACGUCUGGCUCCCCUCGCCGCGAGGCUCGAUUCGAACACCCGCGAGAUGGACCUUCCAGCAGACAACACCCUCUCAACCUCAACGGCUCACCAGCAGGGAAGGACUCGGUGUUCGACCCCUCUUACUCCCCACCGCGAACCCCUCGCAUGGACGACGACCACGGCGACGAUGUGCAGCAGCGCCCUGCUCGUCGUGCCCGACAGCCGAGUCUGUCACAACUCGCUCUUCGGCUCGUCCGGCACAUGCUCGCAUUGGUGCUCGCCGCGACCCACCUCAUCGUUCGACGACUGACCUCGCUCCUGGCCCUGUUCGCGAUCGAGAUUGAUCUCGCCGUCGAGCUCGAGGACGUCGCCCGUGUCAAGUGCCUCGUCGAUGUCGGCGGUGAGAUCGCUCGCCCCUUCGUCGUACGUCGCACCGUUGACAAACACCGACGCUCGAGCAGGCAUGAUAUCGAUCGCGAGCCCCACAUUGGGGUCUGGAUCGCCAUCUCGGGGCUCAAGAUUCACGAGGUUCUGCCAUUCAAAUCGACCAUUCCGCAGACGCCGACCCCGCUGCCCGCCGUCGAAAUACAGUCCCUGCUCCUGCUGUCGGCCUCGACCCCUCUCGGACCGACGGGUGGGCUCAUCUCCCUCAUCAAGUGUCGUGGAAAGCAGUGGAACGCAGGACGGGCGACUGUACGCGUGUCGCUGACGAUCGAGAGACCCCGUCGCGCGCGAAAGGAUCUCGACACGGGCGUGCACAUCCGAGUGUACGAAGGGAAAGCACUGCUCGCCAAGGUCGAAGACCUGCUGCACGAACGCAAGCAGUUUCUCCAUCGACACCCUCGACCGGAUCGUGCCGUCGUUGGUGCAGCAGAAGAGCUGCCCAAGGCCCAAAACAGUGCCAAACCGAAACCCACGCCUCUCUUCUUCCUGCGCUCCUUCGACGCUGACAUCCCGCUCGUCGUCGUUUCGGCUCACUACCACACCCCUCACCAUACACUCGCGGUGUCCCCCAAACGGCAACUCCCGCAGGCCGUCGCGUUCGCACUGACGAUCCGCAACAUCUCGGCUCGACUACGUAUGAGCGGCUCGACGGACAUGGUCAAACGCGAGCACGCCGAGUGGCUCGGCAAAGAUCGAAUUCUGGGUUUGGGAGGAACGAUUGGCUGGGGCGAGAUUGAAGGCAGGGUCAAGGUCGACGGAUCGGCAGGUGAGUGCAACGAUGAGUUGGUUUCCAGCAGGCAAAGGUCUGAUCCCAUGAUGUCGUGUGCAGAGGACAUCCUUCCCAAUUCGGCCAAAGCGUUCUCGAUCGGUCGCUCCUCGGUAACGACGACGACAACGUGGCUACCUCCCAAACUUUUCGAGUCCUUUGCGGCCUAUACGCCCGAACUCGUGACGUACACAUCCCCUCGGUACUUCAACGACGAGACCGUCGUUAUCGAAGGCUACAUCGGCGAGGUGCGAGGGCACGCCAAGUACGAGACGAUCGACAGCGCGCUGCGCAUUUUUAUGGCGCGCCCGCGGUCCCAGUACGGCAAGUAUAUCCGCACAGACUUGUCGUCCACGAGCGAGGCCAAGGUCGUCCGGGGAGCGCCGCGCGUUGUCGGGCACAUCGCGAUGGCCGGGAUCGAGCUGCGCGUGCAGGCGCCGACGAGCAGUUCCGAGGACAACAUCGCUGACGAUCGCGACCACUUUUUCCGCGAGUGGGCUUGUCCGGAUCUGUUUUGUCUCUCCAUUCCCAACGGGACCUUCAGCUUCGGGGGCGAGUACGAGGACCGCAGCCUACGGCGCACCGAGGCCGAUCGCCGCUUGGCCAGACGAAAUGAGAAAUACCGGAGCAAACGACCGGGCGAGCCGCCCGACCGUGAGGCGAGCUACAAGUCCGUUGAGUUGCGCGACAAGGGCAUGCUCACCGAGAGCAAGAUCCCCAUCAAACAGCACUACGCCGAUGCGCCUGAAUCGACACUGUCGGACGUGCGCGAUCUGCGCUCGCUCCCUAUGAAGUACACGGCGCGGGCCCACCUCGCGGCCGAGACGCUCAACAUCUACAUCAUUGCGACAGACCCCAUCCGAGGCGAGGGAGGUACGGGAAGCAGCGAGUGCUUCCUCGACCAGCAAUCGACGCUGCCUUCCAACACGCGGCGUCUCGACAUUCUCGCCGCGGGUCCGGUCGAGAUCACGCUGACGCAGCAGAUCAAGUGCUCGGUCAAGGACGACGCCCAGCUCGGAGCGAUCGCCGAAUUCAACCUCAACACGCUCGUCGGCGAACACAACAUCUUGGUCGAACAUGUUGGGAUUGACUUGUGGCGACCGAUCGUGAUGAGCUGCCUGCGCGAUUUCGUGUCGUCGUGGGCGAGCGCUUCGGCGACCAAGACGACGCGAGCCAAGGCGACGGACGAAUCGGGACCGCCCGAGCCCAAGCUGCUCGUGCGAUCAUUGCCCCACAACCAGUGCUUUUACGCCGCCAUCGGGACCUUUGACGUGCGCCUCGCCGGGUCCGACCCCAAGAACGACGAGCAAGCCUGUCGCGGUAUCGCCGUCCACUGCGGCCCCGUCGUGUUCGAGUACCUGCUCCAGCCCAAGCUGCGCCAGGAAGGCGCCCUCAACUACGGCAAUCGCGCCUCACUCGAGCUGGCCGAAGACAUUCGCCAGGAGGCGAACGCGUUGGCGAUGUCGCACCGCGAGCAAGCGCUCGUCAAGGUCGCGGUCCACGAUUGGAGCAUCGACCCCGUCGUCGACGCCCGCGAGACGCUGGGGCAUACGCGAAAGUACUCGAUGUGGCCCGGGAUGGAGCAGGACGGCCACGAGGACGCUUCGUGGGAGUUGCGCAACCGCGCCCACAUUACGGAUCUGACGAAACGGCGCAAGACGAUCAUGGUCCAUCGACCGGACAAGACCGUCAAGCGCAUCGCCCACGUUCCCAGACUGGCCCUGCGUGCUCGAAUCGUCGAAGUCAAGGAGCGGACCCCCAAUGGGCCCCUGGACGAGGUCAUCGUGUCGGUCAAGGGUCGCACGGGGACCUUCCGGCUCGAGCUGUUCAGCAUCUACCUGUGCCUCGUCGCCUUUUCUGCGCUACGUUCGCUUUCACCGGAGCACAACCCCGAACUGAGCCCCCGGCCUCCCGCGGUCGAUCCUGACGUGGACGUGGACGUGGGCUCGGACGAAGUCGAGCGCGCCGAGGGCGAAUCAUCCAAGCCUCACUCGGCGAAACGACCCAAGCCUCUGAUUAGCCUGCGGGGUGACGUCGAUGAUCUGAAUCUGUUCAUCACCCUACCCCACAACGUGCCAUUGUACCUCAAGCUCAAGCGCCCCUGCGUGCAGUACACGAAGCAGAUUGGCCUUCUCGUUGAAUGGGACACAGGCUUGCUAGCGGGUGACAGUCCGACCGUCCUGGGCAAGUGGGACGAUCUUUUGCGCCUGCGUGUCACCUCGCUCGCCGUCCGACCUGAACCGGGGAACGAUGGGCACCGACCGUUCGUGAUUUCUUUGUCGUCCGAAACAGCCCGCAUGAGGAUACCGUUCCGCUACAUCUGUGAGUAGGAAAAAAAGCCUACUGCUCGCUUCGCACAAACUGAUGCUCAUGUCUACAACCUGCUGUGGGUGUAUUCAGAUUCGCGCAUCAUCGACAACGUCGCCAACCUGAUCAAAGCGACGAAGCAGUUGGUGCACCAGCACGUCGAGGGUGGGAUGAACUCUGUCCUCGAGCCGGAAGCCGAAGCGGCGAAAAAGCUACCGCGGAUCGAGCUCAACAUCAAGAUGUUUGCGAUCGAGAUCCAGGAUGACCCGUUCGAAACACGGUUGAACAUCAUCUGGCGUGCCGGGUACGAGGAGCAGAGCGCACGCAUCGAGCGCCAACUCGCGUUUCAGGCCAAGCUUGAGGCCAUCCGUAAGGCGCACGAGGAGAGCGGGGUGCCCCUCGAGGACGACAUCGACAUCGACGGUUGUGCACAAGAGACGCCCAUGGCGCGGCACGACGCGAAUGGGCCGCGCGGGCCCAACGGGCACCACACCGUCAGCCCCAAGCAGGCCCUACACGACUUGCUGGCGUACAACUCGUCGCACUGGGUCAAGCGUAUGCGCAAUGCUGUGGCGGAGCAGGCGCGUCGUGAAGAAGCCCUCACCAGGCGACUGUACGGCGGCAAGCACAACAGCAAGCGACCCGACUCGGUGCUCCCCGUCCCCUUGCUGCCGACGAGUAAAUCCGUGCCGCUGGCUCGCGCGACGCUGCACAACCUGCAGUUCACGAUCUCGCGCACCAGCUUUGCCGACGAAAAGCUUCCCGACUUCUUGCACGACGUCGGCAAGGGUUUGCCGCGCGAUACCCAAUUCACGCUCCUGGUUCCGAUGCACGUCAACGUGCAGAUGAGCGAAGCGACGAUUCGUCUCCGCGACUACCCGCUUCCGCUGCUCCACAUUCCCAUCGCUCCCGUUGCCCCCGAUGUAGCCAAGACGCAGACACCCAAGGCGAGUUGGAUUAUGGACAUGGAUCUCGUCAUUGGCGAAGAGAUCGGGAGCGAAGAGUCCAUCCGUCGCGUCCCCGUCGUGAUCGUACCCGCGCAUGCGGCCAAGUCGAGCACGAACCUGUAUUCUAUCGUCGUUCCACGUACAGCGAUGACGACCAAGACGUACGCGGUGCCCACGAUUCGAGUGCGGUCGCCGUACGCGACACGGAUUGGUUGGGGGAAUUCGAUCUCGCCGGCAAUCCAAGACGUCGCCAAGGUGCUCGACACGAUCACGAAGCAGUCCCCCGAUCCUUCAGACCGGAUUGGCUUCUGGGACAAGAUCCGGCUCCAGUUCCAUUGGCGCGUAUCGGUGUUAUUCGAAGGCGAAGGUCCCGUGCAUUUCCAUCUCAAGGGUAGUCGGGACCCGUACUCGAUCACGGGCUUUGGCGCCGGCUUCGUCAAGUCGUGGCACGGCAGCGUCAAGUUUCUCGUUGGGCACCAAAAUCCCGAUCGCGAGUUCUUCCAGAUCCUGUCAGACCGCUACAUUCUCGGUGUGCCCAAUCUACGCGACUAUGUUGACAACGCUGCGACGGGUUUGGCACAGACGAACCGGGACAAUGCCGAGUACACGGACAACAACACAACCUUGAACGGCCUCGAAACGGGUCAGUACAAGUUUGGCGCCGACACCGAGUUCGUCAAGGUAUGCGCGCGACUUGUGCACGGCGUGCGCUGGGGUAUGGGAUGCGUCGUCGAGCGGGCGUGCACGGACAAGACUUGCGACAAGGUCGAAUGCAAAGGUCGGACCCCAUUUCACCGCGCCUGUCGUAUCUGGGACUUUAUCUCCCACUGGGAAGUGCACACCAAGACCGAUCAGGCCAUCAAGCCGAAUGGGGAGGUGAGCCGGCGCAGCCUUCUUCGAUAGUAGACUGAGACAGCUGACUUCGUUUACUUUGACGGAACUGCUUGAGGUCGAGGACUCGUUCGCUGGUUUCCGUUCCGACUUUAUCCACUUUUCAAUCUCGCUCACCUCGCCGUCGACGCUGGAUCUGCCUUCGUGCGGGGCGUCUCCGAACCCCGAUGACGCGAGCAGCGAUCACGAAGCCGAGUCGUUCGUCGAGGACGGCGACAAGAGCAACAGCUUGCACUUCACGCCGCAUGCGAUGGCGCAUUUUGCACGGUGGUGGAAGCUCUUUGACGGCACCAUGUCCCUGCCGAUCCGUCAGGGGAAGCUGUUCCCUUCGUCGCAAGCGCCCUCGAAGAAAUUUGGCAAGCACUGCGCGACGAUCAAGUAUCGCUUCAGUCUCGCCCCCUUGUUUAUCUCGCACACCUACCGCCAAGAUGCGCCGGAGGAAUGGGCCAAGGGGGAGACGACGGCCCUCGGCAUCAAGGCCAAGAUUGGCCGCUUCAACGUCGAUUUGCACCAGCGCGAACAGGAAUCGCUCGUCACACAUUCGGACACGAUGGUGACCAAACAGGUGAUUCACAAGGCCUUCUACCUCGCCGAAGUCGACCUCGACGACGUGGACCUUCGCGCCAUCUCGGCGACGUUCAGCGAGCCCGAAAAGGCGCAGCUGGCCCCUCUGGAGGAGAUGAACGAAGGAGAGCAGGAGCUGCCGCCGCUGCCUUUGCCAAACAUCUCUGACGAGGAUUUGGCGUGGGUCGAUCGGGAUGACUACGUCGACAUCUCCUACAGCUUCGAGGACGAGGCGCCCCGCGUUCGCAUGUUCCCCUUCAUCACCUGUCCUCGGCUCACAUACGAUCGCCAGGUUGACGUCGCGCGAUGGACGCCGGAAGAAGCGGAGGAGGAGCAGCGACGUCAUGACCAGGAGGGACACAAGAGUGGUGCCGGGGAUCAUGCGCGAUCCCAAACGCUCGAAUCGACUCACGACGAGCGCAGCGAACAGGCCUACCCGAAGAGCAAGUUUGGGCGUGAGCCGUCGCACACUUGUCUCGUCGGGCAAGCCAAAUGUACGUACAUCAUUGCCGGUACUUCGAAGUUACCAUGACUUGUCCGCUCAUAUCCUUUCCCCCGAUCUUAUCAAACAGCUGCGAUCGAUAUCCAGAUAGAUGCCGCUAACGCUCGCCUCGAAGAGCUUCAGAGCCAGCAAAAGGUUGGUCUGGCUGGUCGUGGAGGUAGGUUGGGGCUUGUGACAGAAUACUGACAGUGGCAUCCCUCCCGCAGACCCCUGCGGUCGCGCACACUCGGCGCGAGCUCGAGUCUCGCAUCGCCGCCAUCACGGCCAUCAUCGCGCGGCUCAAGAAAGUGCGGGAAGCUGAACUCUCGGCGAAGCGUUCCCCCACGGUUUUCAACGACGACUCGUCCUCGACGCAUCCGCACGAGCCGGCCGAAGACGAAGGCGAAGAGCUGUCGCACAUUACGAGCCACUUUUAUUCCCAGUGGGGCGAUUGGGAGAACCGAUACAUGUUCCACAACCCUUCGAUGCACUUGACGAACGCUUCGCGCCAGAUCUUGCUCAAGUACUACCAUUCUUCGCAAGAUCGCAAGGCGUUCGUAUACCACCUUUCAGCCACGGCGAUCAAGUUCAUCCGCGACCUCGCUGCUCCCGCCGAGGACCCCAAGUCCAAAAAGUCGACCGUGCGCCAGAAGGGUGCGAAGGACACGAACGAUUCGACCGUGCGAGGCGCUUCCUCGUCGGACGUGUCGGCCUCGGCGCGGCGAUUACUCGACGACUUGCUCAAGAGCCACGUCGAAGAGGGCAAGACGCCCGGCUCCAGCCGGCCCAACUCGUGGGCCGAGGGCGAGGAUCAAGGCAGUCGAGCUAGGCAGCAUCAAGACGACGACCACGGCGACAUGGAGCUCGAUCCCGACGCCGCGGCCCUACUGCUUCCGGAACGGUACACGAGCAAACGCGCCCACUUCUGCAUGUUCAUCAAGCCGCAGAUUGCGCUGACGAGCGACGUCGACGACAAGUCGACUGUGAUCCUGACCGCGUUCCGCGCCCAGUUCAAGUCGUUCGCGGUCAACGACAGCGAGUACCCCGAUGACCCCAUCAACGCGGACGUCUUGCACUCGACGUUCGCGACACUCGAAGGGCUGCAGGCCUUUUGCCCGCAGGUCUCCACGAGAACCAAGGGUUUGACCAAGCUGACCGUGCCGCUCGAGACGCUGAUUGACCUGCGCGUGGAGCCCUGGGGCUUCGAUCGUAUCGUGCCCCGUACCUGGGCAUCGAUGCGCUACGACAAGUUCAACAAGUUGCGCCUGGGCUCGAGCAAGGCUGUGCACGAGCAGGAGACCCCGCAUCUCUGGGCCCCGUCGAUGAGUCAUUUCCGCACGGGUACUGGCAAGUCGAUAUACACAUGUUCUAGUUUAGUCUCGUGAGAAGCUGAACCCCUCUCUUUUGAACCACGGAUGAACCAGAUCGCAUUGCCCUGAAGAACGACAAGCUUUCCGUGUCGGCGAAUCCGACUCACUUCACGGCCGUGUACAACGUCGUCACUGACCUACUCUUGUACAGCGAUCCUGCUCACAAGCGGCGCAAUAGCAAGCUUGAGGCGCUGGUGUUCACCCAUGAUUUCACCCACCUCGAAGGCGCCAUCGGCGUCGUCAGCGACCUGCAAUACAAGGUUCGAUCCCUCGCGGCGAUGGUCCUGCAGUACCGUAUCCAUCUCGACGAACUCGAUGGCGAAGGUCGCCUCGAGAUGUUCACCUACAUGACCGAAGCUAUCCGGCAGGCGUCCGAGUUGACUCUGCUCGUCGAGUCCAUCUCGCGCGCGCGAUCGCUGAGUGGGGCUCUCAAGCCUGCGACGACUCACGCGGGCCUCCUGUUCGAAGCCAAGGCACCCGAACUGACGUGGCACAUGCACGACAACGCCGACAUUCCCUUUGCCAAGUUCUCCGUCACGGGUGCCGAAUUUGCGUGGACGAGCAAGUCCGACAGCUCGGUAUCGAAUCGUCUCGUUAUCAAGGACCUCAAGGCGCUCAACAGCAGUCCCGAGCAUCUAUUUGCGGAGAUUAUCGCCAAGUACCACGGCGAUCGUGACAACAACAUGGCCAAAGUCAACGUGUUCGCGGCUGUGCUAUGGAACGCGUUGCCGCCCGUCGGAGGUAUCUCGAUCGUGGAGCAAUUCGAGCUGCACCUCCACCCGAUCCGACUGCAGCUCGAGCAUCAUGUCGGACGGCGCAUCAUGGACUAUGUAUUUUCGCAGCGGCGCAAGUCCGACGAGGACGGUGGCGACAACCGGGACCACUCCGAAGCCGAGAGCGACGCCGACUCGAUCUCCAGUGGAUCCCAGAAGCAGGCACAGCGAUCGCUCAAAUCCAAGCUAUCCAACAACUCGUUGAGACCUCCCUCAAUUGCGGUUCAUAGCAAUCAUUCCGUCGACUCGCUGCAGCUUCGUCGCCAGAAUGAGCUUGCCCUCAAUGGCUCGGUAUCGCAGCUGAUGUCUUCUUCCGCUUCGAGCAUCCACACGGGACAACGACAGCUUCGUCACGUCAGCUCGAUGGACGUGCUUUCGCUCGCGACGAGCGAACAGGUCCUCGACGCCGAGGAGAUGCGCGCACGUGCCCGCUUGAAUCGCACCUUCGUGCUAGUCGACAUCAGCCCCACGACGCUGUGUCUCACGUACAAAGUGAGUGUAUGCCCACUAAAAACUUGCUUCUGCUGUGCUUUGGGUUGCUGAUCACUGCGCUCCGUUCCCGUUGUUAGUCUGAAAAGUCUGACCACAGCCGAAUGUUUGACCUUUUCGACAUUGUCUACAAGACCCCGUCGAUGCAAUACCGCUCCAAGACGUGGUCGUUUCUCGAUCUGAUCACCGUAAUGAGAAAGGACACGAUGAAGUCGAUUUGGUCCCAGCGUUCUUCUUUGCUGGGCCAGUACCUGUCGCGCGCGCACCGCAAGCUGCCUCUGACCGAACAGCGCUCGGCUAUGAGCCAAGGACUCAAGUCCAAGAUCAAGAUGCCCUUCCGCCACAAAAUCACGGCACCUUCGAACCACGGCACGCCUGUGACGCGCGGCCCGACCAGUCCUCUGGGCCGUAUGCGCACCGCAUCGCCGAACCCGCAGUCCUACAACGGCGACUACGCAGCGGGAGACGCUGAAGCAGCGGCCGAGGCUGUUGCCGAGGCUCAGGAAGUCCGCGGUCGUGGGCAGCAACCCGAGGCGAUUGUCGCCGAAGUCGAACGAGCCGAAGCGACUGCCGCGUUGGUCCCUUUCCCGCAGGCUCAACAGCACCACAUACUUUCGGAUGAUCGCUUCAUGGUCGAGCCCGAACCGAUGGUCCCUACCCCUGGCUCCCCCGGGUCACCCUCGUCGCUCAGCGCUCGCAGUAGUCGAUCGAGCAAUCUGGAUCGAGUACGCCAGUUGACUCACCCCAUGUCAGAAGGUCGAAGCAGCUCGCACCAUUCCGACUCUUCCAGCUCAUCAUACCCGAGUAAGCUUUCAGGGCCUUGAACAUCUAGGUCACAUCAAGUUCAGCACUGACCCACGUAGAACUGCAUCUUCUGUCACAGCACACCGACCACUUCGAGCGUCCAUCUCGGGCAUCUCGGACCAGGAAAAGGCUCAUCUACUUCUGGGGUGAGCACGACUUUUCGCCCCUUCGUCUUGGAUAGCUGAAAUAGCCAUGCUGACCAUCCAAGAUCUCGCCACAGCUCGAGUUUCGACUAG